Messenger RNA from Oikopleura dioica, 1731 nucleotides. NCBI's taxonomy places the organism in Eukaryota, Metazoa, Chordata, Appendicularia, Copelata, Oikopleuridae. The record is from the annotation of a GenBank genome assembly.
AUGGCGCCACUCAUUACCCUCGAUCGUCUUAGACAAGAUAAUGCUCUCUUCAACGCCCUUUACUGCCUCUACGAGCGAACGAAUCAGACGAAAAGCUUGAUAAGAGACAUAUCGAUGCGUAUCAAAAAGCUGCAUCCGUUCCAAGGGUCAUUUUUGCUUGGCGACAAGGAAGGGCGAAAAGUAGAAGAUUUUACGCUAGGAAAAGUCCUUGGGAAAGGCUGUAACGGUGUCGCCUUCAGUGCCAAGUUGAAGGAAAAAGAAAAUGCUCCUGAUUUCGACCUUUCAAACGAAUUUAAAGACAAAAAGAGCGACUUGGUAAUCAAGCAAAUGUUCAACUACAGCGCGUACGAUACGAACUCGAUCUUCUCCGCCUUUCAAGAAGAAGAACUUUUCAACAAAGACGAGUACUCGAAACGAAAGCUGAUACAUCCCUUCAUCAUGCCCAUCGAGCGCAAAUUCACCGGAGCAUUUGUCGAUCAUCCGCAGAAGAACAAGUACAGAGAUGCCUGUCCGGACCGAUCCGGCAUGGAUAGGACUUUGUAUUUAGUCUCAAGAAAGAUGGAUACAGAUUUGAAUGGUUUAUUCAAGAAAAUUGAGAAGAACGAUGCUUCCCUUUCAUUAACCGACAGGCUGUUGAUGUGCUAUCAGCUCUUUGAGGCAGUUCGACAUCUGGAGAAAAUCGGCUACUGUCAUCGUGAUAUCAAGCCCGACAACAUCUUUGUCAAAAACGUCUCUGAAUCGGGUCCUCCCUUGGUUCUUCUCGGCGACUGGGGCUGUGCGACAGACAAGCUAAAGUUUAUGAACGAAGAACCAACUGGCCGUUAUGACCUGAGAAAAGGGAAUGGUGCCUAUUGCCCUCCGGAAAUCGUCAACGCUGAUCGAGGGAAGGAGCUGGAUUAUUCAAGGGCAGACUGCUGGUCUAUUUCUUUAGUUGCACUAGAUAUUCUUCAUGGAGGCCGCUCCCGUGGAAACCCCUUCUAUCCAGUUCGAAACCGUCAGUUACUGAAAAAUGGAUCUUAUGACGACUCGGAUCUUGAUUUCUACGUGAAUAAACCUCCAGAUGUUCCAACAAGCAUCUUCUCAAAAAUUAAGAAGAUGCUCUGGCGGGAGCCUUCAAAACGUCUUUCAACUCGAAAGCAUACAGCUGUAGAGCAAAAAUGGCUUCGAAAAGAACAAAAAAGCUUUUGCGACUACAACUACGACAACAAUUACAUCUACGACAACAACUACAUCUACGACAACAACUACAACUACAACUACAACUACAACUACAACUACAAUUACAACUACAAAUACAACUACAACUACAACUACAACUACAACUACAACUACAACUACAACUACAACUACAACUACAACUACAACUACAACUACCCUUCCACCGAUCCCAGAGAAAACAAUAAUUAUUCUAGAUUCGAAUGCGGGAACGAAACUUCCGUCAUGGGCUGGGACGAAUGCGUUGAUUACUGCAACUCUUAUGGAGACAAACCGCUCCAGUUAGAAUCAGAAGAACAAGCGCAGAAAAUUCUUCAGUUUAUACGACUAACUUGUCCUGGAGACAAACUCUGGAUGGGAUACAAAUCAAAAAGCACACUGAUCGAAAACAAUAAAAGAAAAGGUCGAUGGAAUUUGGCAAGAGGAGAUGUUUAUCAAACUGACCACUACUGGAUUGAUGAAGACCUGGAUGAUCACGAGCACAACUGUUUGUGUAUGCAACACAUUCACAUCUAA